Molecule: messenger RNA, 1245 nt
Organism: Colletotrichum truncatum
Lineage: Eukaryota; Fungi; Ascomycota; Sordariomycetes; Glomerellales; Glomerellaceae
Product: 5-azacytidine resistance protein azr1
Biological process (GO): protein dephosphorylation
Molecular function (GO): protein serine/threonine phosphatase activity
Source: RefSeq, a predicted model, not a curated record
AUGGCCGCAACGGUGAUAGUCUUGCGCCAGCCUCUGGUUUUCUUCCCUAACUCAAGGCCUUUGACAAAAAUCUGUGCCUCCUCUCCGAAAUACCUUUCCCGUCAAAGAGCGACCUUCCCGGCACUGCUCUCCCAGCGCUAUCUGUCAGCAACCAGAAAGAUGGACUCCGAGUCGACAUCGAAGCUCUCUUUCCACGUUGCAGCCUCAUUCACUGGAAAGGACCGCCCAUAUGAUCCCUCAACACACAUCUUCCACUUCAACCCCUAUAAUCGUAUCCAGCAGACUCGCAAUAAGCGAUCCCGACCCGACAGCGGCCACGAUGCCUUCUUCGUUAGCAGAGUGGGCGACUCGGGGGCAGUAGCUAUGGGCGUGGCUGAUGGUGUUGGAGGCUGGGUCGAUUCAGGAGUUGACCCCGCAGACUUCUCCCACGGCUUCUGUGAUUACAUGGCUUCGACGGCUUACGGCCACGGCUCGGCCAAAAACGAUUCGACGACGAAAGGCAUGGGCGAUAAGGAGCCGCUACGGGCUCAGGCCUUAAUGCAGACCGGUUAUCAGGCAAUAUGCGAAGACGAGACAGUUGUCGCUGGAGGUAGCACCGCAUGUGUCGCGGUGGCUUCGCCAGACGGAAAUCUUGACGUUGCAAACCUGGGCGACUCGGGCUUCAUUCAGCUCCGCUUGAACGCUGUCCAUACUUAUUCAGAACCCCAGACUCACGCUUUUAAUACGCCGUAUCAACUUUCUAUUGUACCGCCCAGCGUAGCCGCCCGGAUGGCGGCUUUCGGCGGUGCCAACCUCUGCGAUUUCCCAGCUGACGCUGACGUCACGCAGCACAGUCUCCGGCACGGCGACAUAGUAGUUUUUGCGACGGACGGCGUUUGGGACAACCUCUUUAACCAGGAUAUUCUCCGUAUCGUUAGCCAUGUCAUGACCUCUACUGGUGCAUGGCUCAACAGCAAAAAUGGGGUAAGGGUUGUGGAUAACCUUAGGCCAUUUACCAAGCCGUCCGAAGACGCUACAGAGCGACCUCCCUCAAAGUUUCUCACGCUGCAAAGCGUAUUAGCGGCGGAGGUUACAGCCGCGGCCAAGUCAGCCAGUCUUAAUCGCAAGAUCGACGGCCCCUUUGCCAAGGGCGUGCAAAAGUACUUUCCGCAAGAGAACUGGCAUGGCGGCAAGAUUGACGAUAUAUGUGUCGUCGUUCUCAUUGCGUCUGACGAUUCCAAGGCCCAGUCCAAGAGCCGCCUCUAA